GCUACAGAAUGGUCAAAGGACGCCUCAGGGCAAUGGGCCACAGGRUGCAGUGGAACAGAGUGUGGGACUCCAUGCGUCAUGUGGACAGUGCUGGAAUCCUGGAAAGGAUGGCAAAUCUUGGCUGUGUAGUUCGACGGACAUACAGUGUUCCCAGUCCUCUGUCACUCCUUCACAUUGACACCAACCACAAGUUAAUUAGCAAAGUCCAGUAAACCCCCCUGAAAAUAUUGAUGCUGAGUAUGAAGCGGUGGACACCACAGACAUGGAACAAACUGGCGUACAYCUUCCAGAACUUCAGUCUCCACUUGACAGUGAGGAUUUGGAAAGAAUAAGCCACCUUUUCAAUCCCAUGGAACUCUCCAUGUCCUAUGGUGCUGACAUUUACAGUUCACUUGUCCAGUAUGUGGAAGGCAUUGUUGAAUCCAGACAGGAUGUCUAGAAUAGCCUAGAGCAGGGCUGUUCAACUGGCAGCCUGUGGACCACAUCCCGCCCACGAGUGGACCAAGUGGUUCAUUUAUCUCUUAAGCCCAAACCCUUGGUUUUCUACUUUAAUUCCUGUAAGUUCUUUAAAGUAGAAAACCAAGGGUUUGGGCUUGAGAGAUAAAUUCCUAUAAGUUCUUUUGGUUAGACAUAGGCAUGUUUGGUAUCUACAGAAACACCAGAAUCUUGGCUACAAGCUGGUAAAAACCCUUUUUAUGAACAUCCAAGACAGA
Austrofundulus limnaeus is the source of this 713-nucleotide messenger RNA. RefSeq lists its product as uncharacterized. Lineage: Eukaryota; Metazoa; Chordata; Actinopteri; Cyprinodontiformes; Rivulidae. Gene Ontology annotation, biological process: DNA integration. Gene Ontology annotation, molecular function: nucleic acid binding. The record is from RefSeq and is a predicted model, not a curated record.